GGGCGGGAAGUUGAAGGGGAGGUGCGGUUCCCGCCUCGCUCGCGCGCCGCUCGGCAGCCGUUGGCGCUGCGCUUCCCGCCUUCCCGCUGAGGGGAGCGCUGCCCUCAGGUGGCGGCGUCUGUGGUACGUGAUGGCACGCGCCAGCGAGCGCGAGGCUGGCAGCACCUCAGAGCUCAGUGCCCUGGUCACAGCGACACAGCUCACCUGUUUUACUGCGCCAAACGGACUGUGAAACUGUGGUGAAUCUCGUGCUGUCCCGUUGUUCGAGGCGCAGCUCGAUUUUUUUGGUAAUGCAAAGAAGGGCACGCGACCUAAACACAGCUGCUACAGAUUGCUCCAUCUGUAGCUGCACAAGCAGCGCAAUUAAAGAAAAAUGUUGGAAAGUUUGUUCUGGUGAAGCAGCAGGGGGAGCUCCUGCAUCAGAAAUCUGCCCGGAUCGCCUCCGCUUCCACACCGGUUUGCCAUCGCCUUCCCCAGGGAGCUGCCCCGCAGACACCAGGCCAACCCAGCGGGACGGCCUUCCCACCGCUCCGUUUAGAAUUCGAGGUCACCUCAUAGCCCCGUACGAUUUGAUUCUGCUCGAAGGUGGAGAAGCUAAGGAAGCUGUCAGUUAAGCCUGAAAGUUGAAAUGCUGGCUAACGAGCUCUUAAUUAGGAGAUUGGAAACCAUUUGUGAAGCUGAAGAUAAGGCGAGGUUUUGGAGGCUUCCAAAGGUUUGUGGCAUGCUAGAGAUCCUGGAAAGAUUCGCAGCUGAACUCGUGUGAUGCUGGGAAGGACCAUCACAUUCAUUCUACCAAGGCUGAGCUCAGUUGUAAUUCUCUGCACUGCUACUGUAUCUUUCACUCUUCAACAUGUGGAAUAAGGGUCUGCGGAAUUAAACCGGGACAGGCUCCUGAAAGUGGAAUUCCAGAGAAGGCACGUGCUGUGAUUUCUUGAAUAAGCCAACGACAUCCUCUGGAUCUUUGUGGAUUUUUAUUACUCAACUGAAAGAGCAAGCAGUGUUGCUAGGUUGCUCUGAAAGCUAGAGAUGGCUCUGCCUUCUCCAAAAUCAAUAGCAGGAGAUCUGACACAAAGAGAAGAACUCAUGCUCCAUAAUGAAAGCUGUUCUCAUUUCCUCUCCACAAACGUCAUCACAGUAGUGGAAAGAUGUAUGAGCUCCAUGCAAGCUGGUACCCAAAUGAUCAAACUCCGUGGUGGUUCCAAAGGGUUGGUCCGCUUCUAUUACCUGGAUGAGCACAAGUCAUGCAUUCGCUGGAGACCCUCCCGAAAGAAUGAGAGAGCCAAAAUUUCCAUCGACUCUAUUCAAGAGGUUUGUGAGGGGAAGCAAUCGGAGAUCUUUCAGCGCUAUGCUGAUGGAAGUUUUGAUCCUAACUGCUGCUUCAGCAUCUACUAUGGAGAUCAUAUGGAAUCCCUUGACCUGGUGUCUCCCAGUGGAGAUGAAGCACGUACUUGGAUCACAGGGCUAAAAUAUCUGAUGGCAGGGAUCAGUGAUGAAGACAGCCUCUCAAAACGCCAAAGAACCAGAGACCAGUGGUUGAAGCAGACAUUUGAUGAAGCAGAUAAAAAUGGUGAUGGCUGUCUGAGUAUUACUGAAGUGCUCCAACUAAUGCACAAACUGAAUGUCAACCUACCCCGACAAAAAGUCAAGCAAAUGUUUAAGGAGGCUGAUACAGACGAUAACCAGGGCACGCUAGGCUUUGAUGAGUUCUGCACCUUCUACAAGAUGAUGUCAACACGGCGUGAUUUGUACUUGCUAAUGCUCACCUACAGCAACCACAAGGACUUCCUGGAUACAGAUGACCUGAGACGCUUUCUGGAGAAUGAACAAAAGAUGACAAAUGUGACCAGAGAACACUGCCUGGAAAUCAUCAACAAGUUUGAACCAUGCCUGGAAAACAAGAAGGCGGGAGCUCUGGGGAUUGAUGGUUUCACCAAUUACAUGCGGAGUCCAUCAGGGGACAUUUUCAACCCAGAACACUACCAAGUGAAUCAGGACAUGAGUUACCCUUUGAGUCACUAUUUCAUUACCUCUUCACAUAAUACCUACCUCAUGGGAGAUCAGCUGAUGUCUCAGUCUAGGGUGGACAUGUAUGCAUGGGUGCUACAAUCCGGCUGUCGUUGUGUAGAAGUUGACUGCUGGGAUGGGCCGGAUGGUGAACCAAUUGUCCACCAUGGAUACACUUUGACUUCCAAAAUUCUCUUCAAAGAUGUGAUUGAAACUAUCAACAAAUAUGCCUUUAUCAAGAAUGAGUACCCUGUUAUCUUGUCAAUUGAGAACCACUGCAGUGUAGUUCAGCAGAAGAAGAUGGCCCAAUAUCUUACAGAAAUUCUGGGUGACAAAUUGGAUCUGUCUUCUGUGCACAAUGAUGACUCUACCAGGCUCCCUUCACCAGCAAGUCUUAAAGGGAAGAUUCUGGUUAAGGGGAAGAAGCUUCCAGCCAACAUUAGUGAUGAUGCAGAGGAAGGUGAAGUUUCUGAUGAGGACAGUGCUGAUGAGAUUGAUGAUGACUGUAAAAUAAUGAAUGGAGAUGCAUCUACUAAUAGGAAAAGAGUGGAGAAUAUAGCAAAGAAAAAACUUGACUCACUCAUAAAAGAAUCCAAAAUUCGGGACUGUGAAGAUCCAAACAAUUUUACAGUUACCACUCUGCCAUCAUCUGGAAAGGCUGGUCAGAAAUCAGACAGUAAGAAGAAUAAACUUGAGGAUGAUGCAGAAUCUGGGGAAGACUUCAGUACCAAUAAAAGGCAUAGCCGAACAUUAAUGGGCAGCUUUUCUAAACGCAAGAAAAAAGGAAGCAAAUUGAAAAAAUCAACCAGUCUGGAAGAAGGUGAAGAUGAUGCUGAUUCUCAAGGAAAUGUAGCCAGAGGCUCUGUACAUUACACCAGGAUAAACCGACAGAAGAAAACAAUGAAGUUGUCCCGGGCACUCUCAGACCUGGUGAAAUAUACAAAGUCUGUCGGCAUCCAUGAUGUUGAAACUGAAAUCUCUUCCAGCUGGCAGGUUUCAUCUUUCAGUGAAACAAAAGCCCACCAGAUACUGCAGCAAAAGCCAGCACAGUAUCUACGUUUCAACCAACAUCAGUUAUCCCGCAUCUACCCAUCUUCUUACCGUGUAGACUCUAGCAACUACAAUCCUCAGCCAUUCUGGAAUGCUGGCUGCCAACUUGUGGCUUUAAACUACCAGUCAGAGGGGAGAAUGCUACAACUGAACCGGGCCAAAUUUAGUGCCAAUGGGAAUUGUGGCUAUGUCCUCAAACCAAACUGCAUGUGUCAAGGCAUCUUUAAUCCAAAUUCUGAAGAUCCACUGCCUGGUCAGUUGAAGAAACAGCUGGUUCUAAGAAUUAUCAGUGGUCAACAGCUCCCAAAACCACGGGAUUCCAUGCUGGGAGACAGAGGAGAGAUCAUAGAUCCAUUUGUUGAAGUAGAAGUUAUAGGCCUACCUGUCGAUUGCUUCAAAGAACAAACUAGAGUAGUUGAUGAUAAUGGAUUUAACCCAAUGUGGGAAGAAACAUUGGUGUUCACACUGCACAUGCCAGAGAUUGCAUUGAUUCGGUUCCUUGUGUGGGAUCAUGAUCCAAUUGGGCGGGAUUUUAUUGGACAAAGAACGAUAGCUUUCAGCAGUAUGAUGCCAGGUUACCGACAUGUAUACCUAGAAGGUAUAGAAGAGGCAUCCAUCUUUGUUCAUGUGGCUAUUAAUGACAUUUGUGGUAAGUGGGCUUCUCUAUGUCAAAAAAAGUCUACUUUUAGAAGCAGAACAUUUUUAGACGCCUUGAAGGUCAAACAAGCGCUGGGCCUAAAAGGCCUAUUUCUCAGAAAUCCAAAGCAGGCCUCCCUGGACAGUCAUGCUGCUGGUCAGCUCCAUCGCAAGCAUUCCUUUAGCAGCCACAUCUUGAGACGGACAGCAAGUGCACCCACCAAAAGCCAGAAGAAGAAGAAGGGCUUUCCUGAAAUUGUUUUUGACACAAAAGACAACAGCUCUGAAGGGGCCAGUGAAGACCACGAAGCAGAAGCUGCCUCACAGCCUUGCUUUGAGCAAGAGCCAGAGUGUGCUUCUCUGUCACCAGCUCCCAGGGAUGGUGCCAGUGGGGAGGUACAUGGCAAAGGGUUGAAAGUAGAUGUCGGCCGUUUCUUGAUGCAGAGGUCAGUCACAUCUUUAUGCAGCCUAGAAACUAUCACUGAAGAGCCUGUUAUUGCAAAUGAAAGCCAUCAUGCCAGCCUCUUCUUUCCUCUACCCGUUACUCCUUACAGUGAUUCUGAAGAAGGCUCUGUGUCUGAUCAUUUCACUGAAUCUCAAACAAAGGGAAGCAACCAAUCGAACCGGCUUCCAGAACCUCCGCUCACUAGAGAACAAAGACAAACUUUGGCUGCAGAAGACCAAGCGCAAAUAGCCACAAAAGCAGCUGACAUUAAUGUAUUAGUCCAAGAUGAUGAGAGGACAAGCAUGGCAGAACCUCUCAAAGAAGAUGAUGGUUGGACGCAGGCAUGCAGUGAAGCUGAAGAUCAAGUUAAUUUGGCAGCGCAUCCUCAAAAAGCGUGGCUGGUGGUGGCAGAAGCUAAGAGUACUGGCCAGCCUGUUGAAAACUGCCAGAAGCAGAAUGACCAAACAGGGCAGAUAUUGAAAGACUUGAAAACCACUGCUGAAUUGAAAAGCCAAAAACCUGGUGCAGCAGCUGUCCUGCACCGAAACAAUGUGAUUAAUGGCACACAUCCAACUUUGUCUCCAGAUAUUUUCCAGAAAGCCCAGGCUGCACAGGCCCUACCUGUUUCUCAGACAAGCUCUUACAUGUUAAUAAGGAAGUCAAAGAGUGAAGGGCUGAAAAAGUCAGACUCCUCAGCUUUAAUAAAAAAUCCAAGUAGCCUAUCUCCAGCAGCAGAAGUAUACUUUGAUGCUACUAUUAAUGACCGGAUCUGGAGCAAGCUAGAUUGCAGCAAUCAUCGUGACAGCAUGUCUUCCUCUUCCAGCAUGUCCUCCAAUGACACUGUGAUAGAUCUGUCUUUACCUAAUCUAGCUCGCAAAAGCCUUCCAGAUCUUGGCAUCCGUCAUGAGAACUUUGAGUCCCUUGCCAUGAGAAAGAGCAUUCGCCCACGUUCUGCUACAGCGUCAUGCAAUGAAAUGCCAAUAGUGAGCAAGAGUAAAUCCAAUCCUAACCUGAGGUCUGACCAGCUGCCAGCGGAUGAAUUAUGCCCCCGUCCUCUUGCAAGGAGUCCUCAGGAUGCAUUCUCAUCCAUUCCUAGGAGGCAUACCUGGAGCAGGCUGUACAUGGAAAGUCUCAGGCAAUCUUCUAACAAAUCCAAAGCACAGGAUAAGGUGGGGAAUAACCAGGCAAAAUCUAAGAGUCUUGGAGACCUUACCUCUGAUGACAUUGUGUGCACUUUUGAAAGCAAAUAUCGUAGCAUCAGCAGGAGUUUUGUCACUCGAUCAAUGCGUGAGCAGCGCCGCUCUGCAGGCCUGAGAACCUCUGUCAAACCCCAGGAUGAAUUGACUGAGCAGCUGAAGAAGCUAACGGCCUUUCAGCAGGAAAAUGAUAUAACUUCCCCCAUCAGUCUUGAUCCAACUGAAUCUGAAGAGGAAGCAGAGAGCUUAGGACUCCUUCGCAGGUCAUCAUCUCGCAGUCAGAGCAGGGUGCGGUACAUUGCCAACAGAGCCAAGCAAGCUCAGGAGAGACAGCGACUGCAAAGCCUGGGCCAGCUCAGUGGGAGUCCCAUUGAAGAGAGAGGAAAUCCAGAGGGAGCCUGCAGUGUUGCAAAAGCAGUUUGUAUGGAUAUAGCAUCUCCUGCUGUGUUUACAUCCCAGCCUAAGAACCAAACUGAUUAUAAUACUGACACAGAAGUCUUCUUUAUGCUGAAACUGUAAUUCUGGGGGGCACUGAGUAAGGUGAUGUUUACAUUCAAAACAAAACACAGUGACCUGAGAAGCACAAAUUAUCCCUGUAUGGCUUAGUGCUUCCUGGCCUUCCCUUGAUGGUAAAGGUACUUAAGAUCCUGACUCCAAAAGAUUAGAUGAGUGUUAGACUUGUCAUCCAUCUGUGGAAUUCGAUCAACCAAGUGAAAUCAGAGACAUAUUUUUACAGUCUUAAUUAUCUAACCUCCUUUUUCUUUUUCUAUUACACUUUUUUCCAGCCUCGAAUCUGGCCUCCUUUGUGUGUGACCACUUAUUUGCACUUGCAAGUUGCUCUGUGCAAAACUUUUGAUCCUUAUUACUUUCAUUAAUUGCUUUGUCUAACAGUUAAACAUCAGCGAUGUUAGUGACAGCUAAUGUUACUCUUAUUAAGUAUGUAUCCAUGAAAGGAGGCUGGAUUUGAUGUCACGUAGCUUGUUUUGGUGUUUUCUUGAAGAGCUGGAGGCAUCUGGGAAACAGUCAAAAUUGCAGUGGAAUUCUUUCCUUAAUCAAUAAUAUAGUAGAUAAAGUCCAUCUUUUAUCAUGGACUUGUUUAUUUCAGUGAAAAUCCAUAUUGUCACACCCUUUAAAGAAAGAAAAUCUGUUGCCAUGUUCCAAAGGAAUGCUUUUUUUUAAACCAAACUUGUUUAUAUAUAUAUAUGUAUAUAUAUAUAGAAAAAUAUAUGUAUGCAUCCGUGUGUAUGCAGGUAUAUGUCUGCUUGUAUGUGUACACAUGCACACACUUUAACUGAACUGUGACUGUUUCUUGUCUCAAAACAUCAUUUGUGGGAAUGAGAUGAGAAGGGGGAAUUAGUCAAAAAAGACAGGAAACAUCUUCUGACACUAAUUCAGAAAUGACUAAAAAGCACACUGAUCUUUUCUUGAAAACAGAACCAUCCCUUCUUUGUGGUAUUUUAACAAUGCUGCUGUACAUAGCACUUUUUUGGAUGAAUUUUACUACUUCUGUAUUGCACUGCCAUGCAAAAUUUUCAAUGAUAUGUUUUAAAAUAUAUUUAAUUUUUUUAGAUGAACAUAUUUGGAGUUAUAGCAAGCUAAACAGAAUAACCAUUUUUCCUCCCCCUUUUUUUUUUUUUUUACUUUUUUUUAAGGUGUUUUCUCCAUCCCAUCUCCCCCCUCCAAAGUCAUUUAUUAUAGAUGUAUUUUAUCAGUGAUGGAGAAGAUUGUUUACUGAGAUGCAUUUUAAAGAGAAACAGAGGUUUAAUUUUAUUUUCAAGGUGCAUAGAGUCCCUAUUAUUGAGAAAAUAUUUUGCUUUUGUUUGUAAUGAUUCUUCUGUGUAUAUUGCAAAAUCUAAAACCACCUUGUACUACCAAAAUAAACAUAUUUAAUCUUCCA
Gallus gallus (chicken) is the source of this 7228-nucleotide messenger RNA. It is a transcript of the gene PLCH2, whose product is annotated as phospholipase C eta 2. The record is from RefSeq and is a predicted model, not a curated record. Gene Ontology annotation, biological process: lipid metabolic process; phosphatidylinositol-mediated signaling. Bases 1027 to 5850 code for a protein of 1607 amino acids. Gene Ontology annotation, molecular function: calcium ion binding; phosphatidylinositol-4,5-bisphosphate phospholipase C activity. Lineage: Eukaryota; Metazoa; Chordata; Aves; Galliformes; Phasianidae. The transcript has 25 exons.